AUGCAUGGUGGCGUACGAGUAUAUGCUCGUACAUGUUGCAACAACGAUACAUCAUUGUGCCGCGAUGCAUCAGAGCAAGAUCGCGGUAUUUUGGUAUUAUUUAAUGGGUUAUGCUCGAUGAUAUGCAUUCUACUCAUACCUGUGGUUUUUCGAGAACGCCGCAGAUAUCACGAAGCUCGGGGAUGGGCAUUAAUGGAAAUCUUCCUUCUCGGCGCCGCCAUUCUUUACUUUACUGAUCGUAUUAUGGUAUUCUCAUUGCACUCUUCCCGUGGUCAGUUCUGCUCUGCUGAUCUCUGCUGCUUCGUCCUCGUCGAAUCCACGACACUGAUCGAUGAGAUGCUUUUGAGCGUUUUUUUGAGUAUUAUCGAUUGGAUAUAUGCCUUAAGUUUCGACUGCUGUCAACCUGUCCUGCCCAGUGAUGCCGACCUCUAUCAGGAGUACUUCGUGUCGCUUCUCAUCGUAUACCAGGAUGUCCGGUCGAUCCGCUCUUAUUCUAAUUGCAGUUCCUAUUCGCGUGUAGACUCUGAUUGCAACGUUGUCGUUAGCGACGAUUUUCCGAACGGAGUAACUCAGUCUUUUCUGCUUCAAAAUUGCCGUUUUUUCCAUAGAUAUGGGCUCACUUUCUACAAUACACUUUUGGCUAGUCCUUCAAUUCUCGCCAAAAUCUCUGCUCGCACUUUAUCGUAG
Molecule: messenger RNA, 687 nt
Organism: Thelazia callipaeda (thelaziosis nematode)
Lineage: Eukaryota; Metazoa; Nematoda; Chromadorea; Rhabditida; Thelaziidae
Source: the annotation of a GenBank genome assembly